Messenger RNA from Salvelinus fontinalis (brook trout), 6518 nucleotides. Its product is annotated as plexin-C1-like. The transcript has 15 exons. The record is from RefSeq and is a predicted model, not a curated record. Gene Ontology annotation, biological process: regulation of GTPase activity; semaphorin-plexin signaling pathway involved in axon guidance; negative regulation of cell adhesion. Lineage: Eukaryota; Metazoa; Chordata; Actinopteri; Salmoniformes; Salmonidae. Bases 1091 to 3505 code for a protein of 804 amino acids. Gene Ontology annotation, cellular component: semaphorin receptor complex. Gene Ontology annotation, molecular function: protein binding; semaphorin receptor activity.
UAGGAAUGUAGUUGAGUAAAAGUUGUCAAUCAUAAAUAAAGUACAGAUACACCAAAAAACGACUUCAGUUGUAUUUUUACUUAAGUACUUUACACAACUGCAUGCCAGUCUUUAGGGUAGUAUUUUGUCUAGUAAUGUAACACUUUCACCACCAGAAUGCAGUGUAGGACCGAACAAAAAGUGCCCCCUUGGGAUAGCCCGUGAUGACAUCAAAAGAAAUGCGAGGCAUUCACUCUCGGUUACGUAUUUUAUUAUUGAAUCAAAGUAUUUCAAUCUCGAUAAUCAUAGGUGAUGGUGAUGUUGACACUGGCAUUUGAAUAGGCAAUAUAGGCAUUACCACAAAUGCGCGUUUGGACACCUUUUGUAAACAUUCAAACAACGAUAAUACUGAUACAACCUCUGAUGAGAUUGAAAGGUAGGGAACUAACGUUAAUUUCGAUAUCACAGUAGAGAUUUAAACACGGAAGUCGGAGUCUCAGAACAUAACCGUCGGAACUAGAUGUUAUGACAUAGUUGCAGCAUCCAUCCACUGUGCGCUUUUACGCAAUCCUCCUGUUGGCCUUCGGCACAGUAUGACCGUGGCAUCAGAGGCGUAGAACGGAGUUUACCAUGCGCUCUCCUCUCAGGCUUGACUGACUACAUGAUUUACGAGAUGAGGGCUGUUUUCUGGGGAGUACUCCUCGCCUGUGUGGACUGGAGUCGGGGCCAGGAGACUCACUCAUUCGAUGGCGACGUCCGCGACUUUGCCAUUGGUGACAGCUCGGUAUACGUCGUUACGGAUGACUGACUCUUCCAGCUGAACCAUGAUUUUACCAAAGUUAUAAAGAGGGAUAAUCCGAACGUAGUUUAUCCUAACCAAGAAGUACCUCCUUCCGAUGAAACGUAUCCAUUUAAGGUAAACAUUUUAUUGCCAUUCAUAAAAAACAAGACAUUGAUCACCUGUGGAACCACAAAAUGCGGUUACUGUGAAAUACUGGAUCUCAACGAAAUCUCGAAAUCUGUGCAUUCGGUGGAUUUUGAAGUGGGUUCAUUGGACCCUGGAGAUUCAACCAUUGGCUUUAUUGUUGAUGUCGGGAAGAACUCCUACAUUAUGGCUGGAUGGUUGAAGAGCCGUGUGCGUAACGCGUGUGUCAAUUCAGGUCAGUUGCUUGUCCUACGGAAUACACUAGAAGGACAGAAGGGAGGAAUCUUUGUUGAUUCAGAUGAGAGUGCGACUCCGUAUAUUGACGCCAGACAAAAGGAGACGAUUCAGUUUGUGGACGGCUUUCAGAGAAAUUCACACAUCUACGUGUUCUCGAACAUUCCCAAAGAGCCUCAAGUUCGACUUAUUUGGUUCAAGAGCGAGAACAAUAAAGCAAAUACUUUGAAGUCCCUCGAAGGUGCGACACUCAAAUGCUGUGGAAUCACGGAGCGCCGGCGGCUCCUGUCUUCCUCUGUAAUUCAAGGUUCUGGUGGGCUCCAUGGGCAAGUGUUCUGGGCAGGUGUGUUCACGGCUGGUAACACAAGCGACCCCAUCAACACAAUGCUGGCCAUCUAUAACAUCAGCCCCUCUACAGAGCCUCAACUCAAGAACGAUGACCCAGACUUCUGCUAUGAAGACUGUGCAAAGCCAUCGGGAAAAGGUACCACCCCGGAGCUGCAGCCAGAGGCAGUGGUGUUUAAAUACAGCUCCAUGACAUCAGUGUUGGCAGUGAGACACAACUCCUGGCUGGUGUUCUUCAUCGGGACAGGAGACGGACAACUCAUCAAGCUUGCUGUAGACAAGGCCUACAAACCUGCCUGUCCCAGAGUGCUCUACAAGUCAGAUGACGACCGCCGUGUGUUUCCCAAGAUGCACCUGGAUCCAGUGGACCGCAAACAUGUGUACAUGGCACUGAGGAACCAGUUGAUGCGUGUGCCUGUGGCUCAGUGCAGUGAACACAAGAGUCUGAAGGACUGUUGGUCUGCUCAGGACCCCUUCUGUGGCUGGUGUGAGUCUGAGAACAGCAAGUCAAGAUGUUCGUUUCAGGAUGACUGCCUUCAGCCUUCAGCCUGGAUCUCCAUCUCUGAGGACUCCCAACAACAGAACAUGGUCUCUUACCAGGUGGAGAAGAGCAGCAGUGGAGAGAAGAUCACACUCACUGUCAAGGUCCACCUGAAUGUGCAUGGGACAGGAAGUCUCACCUUUACCUGCCACUUCUUCAUUACAAGAGGUGAUCUGUGUGACAGGACAAGCCCCGCUCCAGCGUUGCCUCGAUGCUCCUGCCUGUUCUCCAGCGACCAGCUUCCUGCUGAAGGUCUGGAUGUCACAGUGGAGAUAAGAGUGGGGAAGCAGAACCUUACUGAGAAACUGAUGCUCACUAACUGUUCAGACAUCACUGGACCACCUACCUCUGCCCUGUGUUCUCAGUGCAUGACAGCUGGAUGUAGCUGGAGUAAUGAUGCCUGCUCCUGGACACCCAGGUCUGCCAACUCAGACUCCAUACAGGACGUGUGCAGACUCAGCCAGUCAGGAAUGAACUACUCUGAGCCAGUGAUCGUCUCCAUAGUGCCCAGUGUCCUGUCCUUCCAUGGGAGAAACCACGCCCUGAUGACUGGGAAGAACCUCCAUCACGUGACUAGGGUUCGCAUCCAAGGGCACAUGGACUGCAGUCUCAAGGAGUCUCCAGUGUGGAACCACACUGGGUCCAGUCUGACGUUCCACAUCCCCAGUGGAGACAAAGGUUCUGUCAGUGUGUGUGCCGUGCUGCCAGACGGUCGCUGUCUGGGCAAGGCAACUGUCACCUAUGGGUCCUCACCAUCCUGCACUGGGCUAACACCAAGCACUACCUGGGCUAGUGGGAAGAGGAAGAUCAAGGUCCAAGGGUUCCAUCUGGAGUUUGUGGAGGGGGUUGUUCAUGACCACACCCCUCAGACCAUCCAAUCCAACUACAGCUCUGGGACUCUGUGGUACCACACACCUCCCUUUGAACACAUUAACCAGCCAGUCACGUCCACUGUGUUUCUGAGAGUGGCCAAUCAGACACUGGCCUGCUCAUCACAGCUCACCUACCAUCCCGACCCAGAAUUCACCAGCUAUACUGCAAUCAAGACAGGAAACGACCUGCAUGUCACCAUUGAGGUAUACACAUGUGCACGCAUGCAUGCACCCAUGCCUACACACAUACAUGCUCUCUCUCUUUUAUUUCAGAAAAGGGCUGACAAGUUGAACAUCGCCACAGAAGAGAUCUCAGUGUUGGUUGUUCAGGAGGAGAACCAGGAUGUAGAGUGUGCCAUGGACACCAUUGAGACGAGGAAUGGGACUGACUCUGUCAUCUGUGAGAUAAAGAACACUCCCAGCGCCAACAUCAAGUCAGUGAAGAUAAGAGUUGGCAAUGUCACAAUAAACCUUGAUUCAACACACACUCAACUGCUAAGACUCUUUCUGCUUAUAUCCAUCAUCAUUAUAGUCAUCGUUGUAUUCCUUAUCCUGCUGGGGAUUGCAAUGGCCAAACUUAUUAUUCAUUUCCGUGAUCUGCGUCACUGACUACGUCUGGAAGGAACCUGCAUUAUCUGAGGUCAACAUAGACUGUCCUUUGAGUCUUUGCAAGUUUGUUGGCAAGGUGGUUGACCUUACUCCAGUGUAAGUCGCCUUCUCCUCCAUCAUUAUUUUUGGAACAAAGAUGUCUUACAUUUUUGGAAAUUGGAUAAAAUACAAUGUACCUCUUCUAAAUUCUACAAAAUGUCAGCCUUUCUUUACUUGGGUAGAGACGCUAUCAUUCCUCCCCACUCAACAGUUAACUGCUAGCACUUGAUUUGCCUGUAAUUUAUAUUAAUGUUUGUAGUAUCCUGACUUAAUAUAAGACUGUAUACCACUGUCAUAUAUGUACCCUUUUUUGUUUUACCAUAUUAUAUUUUUAUGUAUAAAAUAACAUGCCUAUUCUAAAUCAAUUGCUGUUUACAUUAAAACUGUGAAACUAAGUUUCCUUUGUGAUUUCCCCAUUCAGGUGUGGUUUGUGCUAUUUGUAUAUUCAUGUAGCCUACAUAAUAGUGCAUAAGGCUAAUUUGAGAAAUAAUGUUACCAUCCUUCAAUGUGUGAAUCAAUCAGGCCAUCUGAACUGUUAUGUAAACAUGGUACAGGAUGUAAAACCUGAUUUGUAGCGGGUGAAACUUGUCGACCAGAGUCAUUUGACAUAAGCCUUAAAGCCCAAACUGUACAAAUUCCCAAUCAGACACUUUCCCUUACAUCCAGGUAUUUGGAGUCCCUAUAGGACAUACAGUUGAAGUCGGAAGUUUACAUAUGCUUAGGUUGGAGUCAUUAAAACUCGUUUUUCAACCACUCCACAAAUGUCUUGUUAACAAACUAUACUUUUGGAAAGUCGGUUAGGACAUUACUUCGUGCAUGGCACAAGUAAUUUUUCCAACAAUUGUUUACAGACAGAUUAUUUCACUUAUAAUUAAUUGUAUCACAAUUCCAGGGGGUCAGAAGUUUACAUACACUAAGUUGACUGUGCCUUUAAACAGCUUGGAACAUUUCCGAAAAUUAUGUCAUGGCUUUAGAAGCUUCUGAUAGGCUAAUUGACAUAAUUCGAGUCAAUUGGAGGUGUACCUGUGGAUGUAUUUCAAGGCCUAACUUCAAACUCAGUGCCUCAUGGGUGACAUCAUGGGAACAUCAUGGGAAAAUCAUGGGAAAAUUGAAGGAAAUCAGCCAAGAUCUCAGAACUCAGAAAUAAAAUUGUAGACCUCCACAAGUCUGAUUCAUCCUUGGGAGCAAUUUCCAAACACCUGAAGGUACCACGUUCAUCUGUACAAACAAUAGUACGCAAGUAUAAACACCAUGGGACCAAGCAGCCGUCAUACCGCUCAAGAAGGAGAUGCGUUCUGUCUCCUAGAGAUGAACGUACUUUGGUGCGAAAAGUGCAAAUCAUUCCCAGAACAACAGCAAAGGACCUUGUGAAGAUGAUGGAGGAAGCAGGUACAAAAGUAUCUAUAUCCACAAUAAAAACGAGUCCUAUAUCAACAAAAGCUAAAAGGCCACUCGGCAAGGAAGAUGCCACUGUUCCAAAACCGCCAUAAAAAUACCAGACUACAGUUUGCAACUGCAUAUGGGGACAAAGAUCGUACUUUUUGGAGAAAUGUCCUCUGGUCUGAUGAAACAAAAAUAGAACUGUUUGGCCAUAAUGACCAUUGUUAUGUUUGGAGGAAAAGGGGGGAUGCUUGCAAGCCGAAGAACACCAUCCCAACCAUGAAGCACGGGGAUGGCAGCAUCAUGUUGUGGGGUGCUUUGCUGCAGGAGGGACUGGUGCACUUCACAAAAUAGAUGGCAUCAUGAGGGAGGAAAAUGAUGUGGAUAUAUUGAAGCAACAUCUCAAGACAUCUGUCAGGAACUUAAAGCUUGGUCGCAAAUGGGUCUUACAAAUGGACAAUGACCCCAAGCAUACUUCCAAAGUUGUGGCAAAAUGGCUUAAGGACUACAAAGUCAAGGUAUUGGAGUGGCCAUCACAAAGCCCUGACCUCAAUCCUAAAGAAAAUGUGUGGGCAGAACUGAAACAGUGUGUGCAAGCAAGGAGGCCUACAAACCUGAUUCAGUUACACCAGCUCUGUCAGGAGGAAUGGGCCAAAAUUCACCCAACAUAUUGUGGGAAGCUUGUGGAAGGCUACCUGAAACGUUUGACCCAAGUUAAACAAUUUAAAGGCAAUGCUACCAAAUACUAAUUGAGCAUAUAUAAACUUCUGACCCACUGGGAAUGUGAUGAAAUAAAUAAAAGUUGAAAUAAAUCAUUCUCUCUACUAUUAUUCUGGCAUUUCACAUUCUUUAAAAAAAAGUGUUGAUCCUAACUGACCUAAAACAAGGAAUGUUUACUAGGAUUAAAGUCAGGAAUUGUGAAAAACUGAGUUUAAAUGUAUUUGGCUAAGGUGUAUGUAAACUUCCGACUUCAACUGUACCAACUCAGUGGCCUUGAGGUUAGUGUCUGCCCAGAGAUUGGGAGUUUGAUCCCCAGCUGAGUCAUACCAUAGACACUCAUAAUUAAGGAGAUCAUUUGGGAAGGCCCUGCGAUAGACUAGAGUCCUGUCUAGGGGGUGUACGUGUACAUUAAGCUGCUUCACGCUACAGAAACAGGAUAUCCUGUUCCUAUGAGCUGUUCCGGCUCGCAGAAGCCAAGGCUUGUACAAGGCUACUUACUUAUAGGACCUUGUGGAGAGUUGGACCAGUGUGAGCUCUAUGACCCCAAUCUAGAGAGCGCUGAGAGGGAUGCCAUGGGCCCAUUCUCAACAUUGAGUCCCGUAUCAAGUGAUGCAGACUAUGAGUGCUGAUAUUUUUGAGUAGCUUGAUCCAUACGGUUCCAGGUGGUUUAACAUGAAGACAGAGAAGCAUAAGAGGCCACUUGCAGUAGGCAUGACCAGGGAUGUUCUCUUGGUAAGUGCGUGAAUUGGACCAUUUUCCUGUCCUGCUAGGCAUUCAAAAUGUAAUGAGUACUUUUGGGCAUCAGGGAAAAUGUAUGGAGUAAAAAGUAUUAUUUUCUUUAGGAAUGUAGUUGAGUAAAAGUUGUCAAACAUAA